AACACCGUACAAAUCAAAAUGGAGGAAACAUCUGUCAAAUGUCAACUUAUUUUGCAGAGGAAAAAGUGAUUUAUAAAGAUAGACAUGGGAAAUUCGAAAUCCACCAAGGUGGAGCAUGUCUCCCUUCACAUGCCUCAAAAGGAAAGAGAGCUUCACCUGGCUGUAAUGGCUAAUGACCGUGAGGGAGUGAGAGCUCUCAUAAGUGCAGGUGCUGAUGUGAACUACCCCUGGAGUAACCCGGCUGUACCCAGUGUGAAGGACAGCACCACACCAUUGCUGGCAGCUGUGUCAUUGAAUCAUGUCGAGAUUUCCAUGAUCCUGCUCAAGGCCGGAGCCGCCAUAAACCUGGCGGACAGGAACGGUUGCACUCCACUCUACAAGGCUGCGUACCAUGGGAGACCUGUACUGGUGGACAUUCUUACACAGGCUGGUGCAGAUUUAAACAAAGCUGACAAGGACGGACAGACACCCCUGUAUAUCUGUGUGCAGAACGCAGUCAUCCAUUCCAGUUAUGCCACAGUGGAGAUGCUCCUAGCUUCCAAUGCCAAUGUUGACCAGAGUGACAGAAAUGGCAAAGCUCCAAUACACGUGGCAGCACACUGGAAAAUUAAGGACAUGAUACGGAUACUGGCCUCGAAAACGACCGUGAACAAAAUAGACUACAUGGGCCGUACACCACUAUAUGUGUGUGUGAGCUCGUUGAGUACGGGACUCUAUAAGGAGGACCUGAAGUACCAAGUCCCCUGCAUUAAACUAUUGUUCCAUGCUGAGUGCGAUAUGCUGAACCUUAUUGAUUGGCUGAAAUGGAAGGGGCCAGGGAUUCCCGCAGAAUUACUGGCCAACGACGAAGAGUUCUUCCAGUGGUACACAAAAAGUUUCAAUUCGCCGCACUCGCUGAAGAACUUGAGUCGUAAGGUGAUCCAGCAGAGGUUGACUGACAACUGGAAGGACAGUUUCCUGAAGAAGAUAACUUAUCUGCCGCUUCCAGCAAAACUGCACGAGUUUGUGUCGCACAAGAUGUUCCUUAUACCCAGCCCCACUGUGUUGCAUAAUGAGAUCUAGUGGCUGGGUGUCAGGUCAUAGUGCACCUACCUUGAGGUGAUUUUUAUGCAUACUAUUGUACCUGUGCUUGGUUUUCUAUUGCAAGCUUUGUGUUGGCAUUAUAUUAAAGAGCGUAGUGAAGGGUGAGAACAGAGUGUCUGAUGAAAAAUAUUGUAAUAUUAUCAAAGAUAGCAGUUGUAAGCUUAAUUAUUAAUAUUUUUGGACAGUAUACAUAAAAUUAUUGGGUGAUCAUUAACAAGGCCUCACUUCUAUCACUGAAAAUAAAUGCUUCAAAAUUUUGCUGUCCGGAAGAUUUGAAUAGCUUAGUGCUUAGCCUGAUGAGUUUUGUGUUUUAAUUGAAUCUGAAUCAAGAUUUGUGUUUUCUAUUUCAUUGAUAGAUUUAAGGAUAAAUAAUUGAUUUCCAAUCACAAAAUAAUACAGUUAUGCAGUCACAAACAUGCUAGGAAAGUUAAAUGUUAUGUGAAUUAGUCUGGGGCAAGUGUUGAUUUAAAAGGGUUUUAGCCCCCAGUGCUAUGGCAAAGACCAUUCCCAGACGGUGAUCCCAAUUUUUUCAUGUUUGCGUGCUUGUUAAGACCCUUUUUUCUUACAUUUGUUGGUUCUCACUGUUUGGUAACUUGCAAUAAAUAAAGGACCGCAUGAAAGUUUCUCACUUGCUGUAGCAGAAGAAGUUUCACAUCAUGUUUAUUUGGCUACAACCAGCUUUGUUUCAAAUAAACAACUUACACCCGUUUUAAGAAUAUUAUUUUAAACGGUUUCCAAAAUAUAAUUAAUUGUUUUGUUUUUUUAAUCUGAAAUGGUAUAGUCACUCUGUGCAUUGGGUACUCUACAAUGGUUUAGUUUAAACUUAUUUAUUUUAGCUCGAUUGCAUUGAAAGCCUAAGCCUUAAAUAAACGCUCUCGAGUCCGAUUCCUAGGCCUUGAACCAGUACUUUGGGUCUUUGGGAGAGAUCUGAAGAACGGAUCGAACCCAUGACCUCCCGGUCGUUACAAUGGUUAAAAUGUACUUGAUCCUUCAGCCAAUCAGGUUAAAGCUUUAUCGAGCCUUACAGGGCUCAUAAUUGAUAUGUCGCCUGUUAAAUGAUGUCCCUUCAUCACAAGUUUGUUUUAUUUGAUUUUUGAUUUUAUUUUGAUAUUGUUUGAUAGUUUAUAAUGCUAGAACCUCAGCUUAGUGGAUGUGCUUUGUUUGCUUCAACUGAAGAAUAUACAUGUAUAGGUAUAAUAACUAUUAAUCAGUUGAUUAAUGAGCUAUUUCUCUUUCAUCCCCAUACUGGUGUGAAAGGACUGGUAAUUAAAUAUUCCCUUUUUAAAACUAGUAUAUUAUACAGGUAGUCUAUUAUUUUAAAAGAAAGAAAAUUCUUUUAAGUUAAUUUCUUGUUUCCUCUAAAGAUAGAACAUAUUUUAUAUUUUGUGAAAUAAAGUCCCUAAAUGUAAGACUAAUGGAUACAUAUUUGAUUAAUAAAACUGAUAUAAAUAGCAUUUGCAUAUGUGCUUAACAUGCUUCAAUAGUUAAAAAAAAUUGGUUGAUACAAUUCUGUUUGUAAUUGAGAUGUAGUUUUUAUGUUUUGCGGUCCUUUAUUGAGUAAAUCAAUAAAUGUAUGCAUACAGUUUUCAUGGCAUUGUUUACCAUUUUUAUUCUAAUUAAUUUUAGCAAUUAUUAAAGGAGGUAUUUGUGUAUUAAGUCUUCAGGUAAUUUUAGGUUGAAAGUCACUCUGAAACUUUACAAUUAUAAAAGGGUUACAACGGAUUUCAAUAAACCCAGAUUCCUGCAAUUUGAAACAAGCAUAUUCAAAUUGAUGUUAUUUUGACUGUAGAACAUUUUCUGCUUUGCAUCAUUUUGAUGCAACAUCAAUCACACUCAUUAAUAGUGCCAUUGUUAUGACUCAAUGAUGCUGCUAAGUAAUAUCAGCCCUGUGUAUUUUAAAGGUUAUAUUAUACUAUAUUUGUGUCAGACCAUUUAAAUUGAAACUCAUUGAAUGUUUUAAUGUUAAAACAUUCAUGCAAUAAAGCUUGGUUAUUGAAAUAGAAUCAAAUUUUAGAUCAGGGAUCUUUUGACUCCUGAUUGUUUUUUAUCUUCUGAUAUCCUUGGGUAACCAAUAAUUUGAAGGGACUUGUUCACAGUUUGGUUUAAUGAUGAUUUUCAAAAUUAUUGUCAUAGGUUUAAAAAGAAAAAUGUAUGCAUUAUGUUUAAACAAGCGAAAUAACAUUCCUGCCUAAGAAAAGUCCUUAAAAUAUUUGUUAAUUGAAGGAUAAUUAUCAUUCAAAAUUGGUAAAAUAAUAAAACAUUUGUAACGCAUAAAACUUUGUAACGCUUUUUCUUGAUAAUUUCAAAAUUACGCAAAGUUUUUAUAUAAAAUGUAGUGGUUAUCUUUCGCACAGUGGUAAUGCAUCACUUUUGCUUACAGAAGUCCCGGGUUCAAUUGUCGGGAAAGGCAAUAUUUUUUUAUUCAACUGUU
Dreissena polymorpha is the source of this 3514-nucleotide messenger RNA. Its product is annotated as serine/threonine-protein phosphatase 6 regulatory ankyrin repeat subunit B-like. Bases 85 to 1062 code for a protein of 325 amino acids. Gene Ontology annotation, molecular function: protein binding. Lineage: Eukaryota; Metazoa; Mollusca; Bivalvia; Myida; Dreissenidae. The transcript has 6 exons. The record is from RefSeq and is a predicted model, not a curated record.